AUGGCAACUUUCGCUAAAUCCUCCUUUGACAGUGCCAUCUAUGCGACUUUCAGACCGACUUACCCUAGGUCCCUGUUUGACUUCAUAUUCCGGUACCACGAGCUCAAUAAGGGUGCAAGAUGGGAUAGAGCAGUCGACCUCGGUUGUGGGACGGGUCAAGCAACAGUCGAGCUUACACCCUUCAAGAGUGUCAUUGGCGUCGACCCAAGUUCUAAGAUGAUCGAAAUCGCUCAAAGUACCCUCAAAAACACGCCAGCGAAUACUGGUCAAUAUGAGUACGCACAGGCGAGCGCAGAGAAUCUGACAUUCUUGGAGGAUAGCAGUGUGGAUCUAGUCAUUUCUGCCCAGGCGUGCCAUUGGUUCGAUUGGAAUAAAAUGUGGCCUGAGCUCGCAAGGGUGCUGAAGAGGAAUGGAAGUGUUGCAUUCUGGGGUUACUCCCAGCUCCGUUUUGCCCGCUAUCCGUCACUCACGCCAAGGAUCAACGCUUACGUCGAAGGCACGGACCCGCUGAACAGCAUUGGCCCAUACUGGGAGCAACCUGGUCGUUCGAUUUUAGAUAACCACUUGAUUGAGGUGCCAGAUGGCAAUGAAGUUGUACCUGGCGCGCUCAGUAAUUUCGAGAGAGUCUUCUUCACAGGCGACUACUAUCCAUCUCUCCCCUCCCCACGCUCUGUGAUCAUGCGCAAGAAGAUGACAUGGGACGGCUUGCUAUCAUAUUUUAAUACCUGGAGUGCAUUGCACACGUUCCAUCAGCACAACCCCACGGAUGGGGAGAACCCGCAUGGAGAUGUUGCAGUGCGGUUCUGGAAAGACCUUAAGGAUCGUGUCGAACAGGAGGAUGGGAGAGUGGUGGAAGGACAUGAUGAAGUAGACAUUGAAUGGCCGUUGGCGGUGGUCAUGGCCAAGAGAGCGCAAUAG
This is a messenger RNA of Suillus bovinus, 918 nucleotides long. RefSeq names its product S-adenosyl-L-methionine-dependent methyltransferase. NCBI's taxonomy places the organism in Eukaryota, Fungi, Basidiomycota, Agaricomycetes, Boletales, Suillaceae. The record is from RefSeq and is a predicted model, not a curated record. The transcript has 5 exons. Gene Ontology annotation, molecular function: S-adenosylmethionine-dependent methyltransferase activity. The coding region runs from base 1 to 918 and encodes 305 amino acids.